Canis lupus familiaris (dog) is the source of this 2823-nucleotide messenger RNA. RefSeq names its product pantetheinase-like. Lineage: Eukaryota; Metazoa; Chordata; Mammalia; Carnivora; Canidae. The transcript has 5 exons. The annotation marks the transcript as partial. The record is from RefSeq and is a predicted model, not a curated record. Gene Ontology annotation, molecular function: hydrolase activity, acting on carbon-nitrogen (but not peptide) bonds, in linear amides.
AGGUUUGGCUACACCCCAGUGCAAGAAAGACUCAGCUGCCUGGCCAAGGACAACUCUAUCUACGUUGUAGCUAAUAUUGGAGAUAAGAAGCCAUGCAAUGCCAGUGACUCUCAGUGUCCCCUCGAUGGUCGUUAUCAAUACAACACUGAUGUGGUGUUUGAUUCUCAGGGAAAACUGGUGGCACGCUACCAUAAGCACAACCUUUUCAUGGGUGAAAAUCAAUUCAAUGUACCCAAGAAACCUGAGGUUGUGACUUUUGACACCAUCUUUGGAAGAUUUGGCGUUUUCACAUGCUUUGAUAUACUCUUCUAUGAUCCUGCUGUUACUCUGGUGAAAGAUUUCCAUGUGGAUACCAUAGUCUUCCCAACAGCAUGGAUGAAUGUUUUGCCACAUUUAUCAGCUAUUCAAUUCCACUCAGCUUGGGCAAUGGGCAUGGGAGUCAACUUCCUUGCAUCCAAUAUACAUCACCCCUCAAAAAGAAUGACAGGAAGUGGCAUCUAUGCACCCGAUUCUCCAAGAGCAUUUCAUUAUGAUAUGAAGACAAAAGAGGGAAAACUUCUCCUCUCACAACUGGAUUCUUAUACACAUCACCCUAUCGUGGUGAAUUGGACUUCUUAUGCCAGUAGUAUAAAAGCAUUCCCAACAGAAAAUCAGGAAUUUACAGGUACUGCUUUUUUUGAUGAAUUCACCUUCUUGGAGCUCACAAGAGUCACAGGAAAUUACACAGUUUGUCAGAAAAAACUCUGCUGUCAUCUAAGCUACAAGAUGUCUGAAAAGAGAACAGAUGAAGUUUAUGCCCUAGGGGCGUUUGAUGGACUACAUGUUGUCGAAGGGAGGUAUUAUUUACAGAUUUGUACUCUGCUGAAGUGUAAAACAGCACAUGUACAUACUUGUGGUGGUGCAGUUGAAACUGCUUCUACCAGGUUUGACAUGUUUUCCCUCAGUGGUACUUUUGGAACCCAGUAUGUUUUCCCUGAGGUGUUGCUAAGUGAAACUCAGCUUGCACCCGGAGAAUUUCAGGUGUCAAGUGAUGGACGGUUGUUUAGCAUGAAGCCGCUAUCUGGACCCCUCUUGACUGUGACUCUGUUUGGGAGAAUAUAUGAGAAGGACCAGACAUUAAAGGCUUCAUCAGAUCCCAGGUCACAAGUACCAGGAGUAAUGCUCUUAGUCAUAAUACCAAUUGUGUGCUCAUUAAGUUGGUAGAAUAUUUUCAUUUGUUCUCUUUUAUUUUGUGUAAUUUAAAAAAUGAUGGAUGAGAAAAGAAUGAAGACCAUAACAGUGGUCAUGGUCUCUUGUACAAGCAAAUACAAGUAUAUUUUCAUAUAUAGUUCACUGUUUUUUAGACACACACACACACACCCCCCCCAGAUAAUAGAUGCCGGAUAAACUGUGACAUAAUUUUGAAAGUAAAAUGCUAUAAAAUGAGAGUAACAGUUUUACCCAUAUUUUACAGGAUUUCUUGGGGUGAGAAUUAAAUAAUUGAAUACAUUUAAAGUCCUUAGGCAAGUUUCUGGGUCUGGUAUGUGUGCUAGCUAUUAUAACUGUGUGACUAUCACAAUAAAAGCACGUGUGAUAUAUUUAUUGCUAAAGUUAUAUUACUUCUGAUUGUCUAAAGUGUAAACAUUUUCUCAUGGCUUAGCCACCAUGCAUAUUUCAGUUAGAAAAUCAGUGAACUCAACCUUAGCAAAUUGGUUUUGGCUCCAUACCUAGCAAUAAUGUACUCUAGAAGGCAACUAGGCUUGCACCUAGGAAUCUAUUAGCACUUCUUCACAUUUUUGCACAUUUUUCAGUAUGUCUGUAGUGUUUUGCCUAUUUUAUCAGCCUACGAGCAUAUUAAUAGGGUGGUUCUAAACCAAGCACUUACUGAAUUUGAUUUUGUGAAGCCUGUGAGCUAAGAAAGUUUCUAAGUGGUUGAAAACCAAAGAAGAGUAAAAUGAAGAAUAAUAUUUCGUGACACAUGAAAAUGAUCUGAAACUCAAGUUUCAGUCUCCAUACCUAAAGCUUGAUUGAACACACCGCAUUCUUUAAGUAUUGUUGAUGGCUGUUCCUAUGCUAUGGUGCUGAAGUUGGGUUGUUAUGACACAGACCCUAUGGCCAGAAAAGCUGCAAAUAUUUACUGCCUGGCCUUUAAUAGAAACAGUUUGUUGACUCCUGCUCUGAAGUGUUAAGUAACAAUGGAGUUUAGUAUUGAAAACCUUUAAAACAUCUCAGUGGGCAAAUUGCCUUAAGUGUCUGUCUUGUAAUUCUUUCAUAAAAGGAGGAAUAAGAUCGUUUUAUUUGCUUUGUAUGAUAUGCCAUCACAGAUACACAUACACACAAAAGAUUACCCUGAUUAACUUACAACCAAAUGUGCUAAGUAGAUUAAUGCCCCAAAUAAGUGAAGAUAAUUUUUGAACAUGAUUGAUAUUUAUUUACUAUAAGAUACACAAAAGUCUUUGUUUUUUUUUGCAUUUAAUAUGUUCUAAAAUUCUGAGAGAAUGCAUAUUAGUUUUUAUUUUCAAAAUUUUCCUGGAAAUCAACUGAGAACUACUGAUAUGAACAUACUAUCUGAUAAUUUCCCCUGUGGCAAACUUACUAGCCUGUUUCAAAGUGAUUUUUCUUAAAGUUAAAUGUUACAAGUAGUGAAUCUAUUUUUUUCAAAAUGGUAUUUACUACAUCUGUACCCAGCUCUGAUUACUUGUUCAUUCUGGAUUUCUUUAAGCCAUAUGUAUGUAUUUUAUGAUAGUUUUGAUAUGCUUUUUAACUGUAAUUUUUAUUUCCUCUGCAUAAUUCAUGAUGCUCUUUUAAUACACACAUGGAAUCAUGGAAAUUCUCCAUGAUUAA